AAGCAGCUCCUUCACUCUGAGAAAGCAGCCGGAUACUCCCACAAGAGGCAGAAUGAAAUCCUUCCUCCUCACCAUAGCUGCUGUACAGAUCCUACACUGCUCAGGAAUACCGAGCCCGAAGGAUGCCCUGAGAGCAUCAGUUAUAAAACUGAACAGAAUCACCGAGACCACCAACCUGUGUGGGAUAACCAGGAGAAGAGUGAAGGAUAUUUAUCGCACAGGAAAAUUGUCCUACAAGGUGGAUUUAACAUUCUCUGUGAAAGAAACUGUCUGCUCCAAGAAUUCCGGACUGGAAUUUGAUGAUCCCAGCUGUCGCUUCUGUUCCAAAAAGACUGCGGAGAAAGGUUGGUGCAGAAGCCGGGUGGAAUAUUUUGCUGAUGAGAUUUUAGACGUUGAUGUGCUGUGUCGAGGUUUGAAGACAUUCGACAGCAACAGUGACUCAUCAGAGUCGAGUGAAAACAGGAUUGAGGUCGAAAUCAAAUCAAAAGAAAUGUCAAUCGAGGAAUCGCCAGAUGUGGGAAGCAAGUCAAUAGAAUCUUCACUUGAGGAGUCUCGGAAUGCGGGAAGCAAGUCAUUAGAAUCAUCACUUGAGGAAUAUCGGAAUGUGAAAAGCAAGUCAACAGAAAGAUCGCUUGAUGUGUCUUCAUACGAAGACGAUGAUGAUUCAAGAGGCUGACACUAACCAUGAAUGAAACUUCUGAAAGACUGAGCUUGGUGUGAACACAAGAAAACCUCAUUCUGAUUCAAGAAGAUGUUAUCAAUUGUACUUUACUUGUUCAUAUAUCAGGGAGGGGGAGACCUGGGGUUCCUGACUGUACAUUUUACUGUAACUGGGAGAUUCUGUAGUUUGUAAAUGUUCUGUCCUUUGGUGUGUGUUGUUGUCUUGUUUU
Molecule: messenger RNA, 890 nt
Organism: Carcharodon carcharias (great white shark)
Lineage: Eukaryota; Metazoa; Chordata; Chondrichthyes; Lamniformes; Lamnidae
Product: secreted phosphoprotein 24-like
Exons: 9
Coding region: 53-676 (207 amino acids)
Biological process (GO): bone remodeling
Cellular component (GO): extracellular region
Source: RefSeq, a predicted model, not a curated record